Molecule: messenger RNA, 1347 nt
Organism: Acanthosepion pharaonis
Lineage: Eukaryota; Metazoa; Mollusca; Cephalopoda; Sepiida; Sepiidae
Source: the annotation of a GenBank genome assembly
AUGAAAUCAUUUCUGUUGUCACAUUUACGACAUAUUUUCUUCUUUAUCUCUUUCUCUUUUUCCUCUCCCCCACAUCUCUCUCUCUCUCUCUCUCUCUCUCUCUGUCUCUCUUGUCGAACGGAGAACUAUAAAACGUAUAUUCUUUCUUUCUUUCUUUCUUUCUUUCUUUCUUUCAAUCUUCUAUCUCUGUUAAUCAAUCAUCAUUUUAGUUUUUUUUUAUCUCUUCUUUUUUAUUCCUAUUGCUUUUCCUUCUUUUUGCUAUUUUCUCUUUUCAUGUCUUUCCUACUUUUAUUCUUCUUUUUUCUUCGUUUCAUUUGUCGUAUUUGUUAUUUUCCUUCUUUAGUCGUUUUGUUGUGUUUUCUUCUUUUCUUUCCUUUACUUUCCAUUUUUUUCUUUCCUUUGGUUUCCGAUGCUUUUCUUUCAUUCUUUUUCGUUUCUUUCAUUCAUUUUCAUGUCUUUCUUUCUUUUUCAUUUAUUUCAUUCUCUUUCAACUCUUCCACUCUUUUUCAUGUCUUUAAUUCUUUUUCAUUUCUUUCAUUCUUUUUCAUUUCUUUCUUUCUCUAUCAUCUCUUUCAUUCUUUUUCAUUUCUUUCAUGCUUUUUCAUCUUUCAUUCUUUUUCAUCUUUCAUUCUUUUUCAUUUCUUUCAUUCUUUUUCAUCUCUUUCAUGCUUUUUCCUCUUUUAUUCUUUUUCAUUUCUUUCAUUCUUUUUCAUUUCUUUCUUUCUCUAUCAUCUCUUUCAUUCUUUUUCAUUUCUUUCAUGCUUUUUCAUCUUUCAUUCUUUUUCAUCUUUCAUUCUUUUUCAUUUCUUUCAUUCUUUUUCAUUUCUUUCUUUCUCUAUCAUCUCUUUCAUUCUUUUUCAUUUCUUUCAUGCUUUUUCAUCUUUCAUUCUUUUUCAUCUUUCAUUCUUUUUCAUUUCUUUCAAUCUUUAUCAUCUCUUUCAUUCAUUUUCUGCUUUUCUUCCUAUUGUCGUUUUCUAUAUUUCUCUUUCUUUUGUGAUCUUUCUUUUUCUAUUUUUUAUUUUGUCGUCUUUAUUUUUCCCAUUUUCUCUCUCAUAUUAUUUUUCUUUUUCUUUCUUUUGCCUUUCUUUUUCUACUUUUCUUUCUUUUAUCGCCUUCAAUUUUCUCUUUUCCUUCCUUCUUUUAUCGUCUUCUUUCCUUUCCUUUCUUUUCUAUUUUUCUCUCCUACAUCUUAAACUUCACCCCCCUCUCUCUCUCUCUCUCUCUCCCUCUCUCUCUCUCUCCCCUCUCUCUCUCUCUCUCUCUCUCUCUCUCUCUCUUAUUUACCACUUUCUUUUAUAUAAUCUCUCCUGUUUUCCUCACCGGACGAAGCGUGUUGAUAAAGAAUAG